Rhodotorula graminis WP1 is the source of this 2301-nucleotide messenger RNA. RefSeq lists its product as uncharacterized. The transcript is spliced from 3 exons. The record is from RefSeq and is a predicted model, not a curated record. Bases 1 to 2301 code for a protein of 766 amino acids. Gene Ontology annotation, biological process: regulation of DNA-templated transcription. Lineage: Eukaryota; Fungi; Basidiomycota; Microbotryomycetes; Sporidiobolales; Sporidiobolaceae. Gene Ontology annotation, molecular function: DNA-binding transcription factor activity.
AUGGCGCAAGCAGCCGUGGCCCUGAGCCCGCACCUCCACGACAGCUCGCUCGCGGCCGCGUUCGGCGGUCGACUCUCGCCGUCGCCGUGGAGCCGGUUCCUGUCGCCGUCGCUCUUCAGCCAGCGGUCGUCGACCCCGAGCCAGACCCUCGCUCCCCCUCUCGCCGCCGCCGCACCACCCCUUGCCGCCGCCGGUUCGCCGCUCAAGGAGUCGACGACGGUCCACCAGCCGCACCAGCCGGGCCAGUUCACGCACGCCCGCGAGAUCAACCCGUUCGAGCGCAGCUUCGCCGUCCUCGAUGGCACUGCCGCGAUCCCCCUCCCGCGUGGGGCCGACGGCGGACCCGCGCCGUUCGGCGGCGCAGCAGGCCUGCACCUCGGCGGCCGCCUCAAGCGCAAGCGUGCCCUGUCGAGCCCGGCCCUGUUCACGCCCGGCGGCUCGCCCCACCAGCCCGACUACCUCGCGCACGAGGCGGCCGACGAGGACGACGACAUGCGCGCCUUCCUCCAGGCCAAGCGGCCCGGGCUCCGCUUUGCGCCCAACAACGACAGCGGCGUCGGCUUUGUCGAGGCGGGCCCGGCCGUUGACAUGGUGCCGUCCGGCUCGGCGUACUCGCUCCGGUCGCGCGGCUCGUCGUCGGGCCACAACUCGUUCGACUCGACGACGGGCACGUCGCUCCUCGGUCGCCGUCGCGCUCAAAGCGCGUCCGACUCGCCCGAUACGUCGGUCGCGCCGUCGCCGCCCUCGCCCAAACUCGGCGUCGGCGCCGACACCCACCAGUUCGGCGGCCAGGUCCCGCCGUCGACUUUCACCCACUUCCAGCCGCAACCGCUCGCCUUCUCGAUGCCGCCCUCGACGACCGUCGCCAUGCCGUACGGCGACCCGAACGUCCUCGCCCUCUCGACGCUCGGCCCGGCGUCGAUCGCGCCGCACGCCGUCGCUCCCCUUCCCUUCACCGCCGAGCCCCAGCCGUUCGAGCCCGUCGCCAUGCCGCUCGACCCGAUGACGUCGUUCGUCGCCGCCUACCCGACGGCGCCGCAGCCGUUCGCGUCGGGCCCGCCCAACCCGACCUCGCUCGCCGCGCCUCUCCCUCACCCCCUCGGCAUGCCCGCCGCCGUCCCGCACCCGGUCCCUGCGCCCGCCACGCACACCGGUCCCUCCCCUGUCCCUAUCCCGCAUUCGCGCCUGCCGCCCAUGCCCGCCUCGGCUCGCGCGCCCACCGCCGCGCCCGUCGCCGGCACGUCGGCCUUCCUCCCGCCCUACGCCGCCCCGCCUGCGCCUGCGCCCGCCGCCAGCACGGCCAAGGCGAGCAAGAAGGCGUCACCCGUCGCUGGGCCGAGCCGGCAGCUCGGUCCGGCGCCCCUGUUCGACGAGGCGGACGACGACGACGACGACGACGACGACGCGGCGCCGGCGGCGCCGACUCGGCCGGCGGGCAAGAAGCGCGGGCGCAAGCCCAAGAACUGGGACCCGACGCUCGAGACGACGGUCGAGCUCGACCCGGAGGAGCAGGAGAAGCAGCGCAAGCUCGCGCUCGAGCGCAACCGCGUCGCGGCGAGCAAGAGCCGCAGGAGGAAGAAGGAGCGCGUCGAGCUUCUCGAGACGGCCUCGACCGACCUGUGCUCGCGCAACCUCGCCCUCCAGGCCGAGUGCCGCAACCUGUUCACCGAGGUCCACGCGCUGCGGACCAUGCUCGCGCAGGCGCACCCAGAGCACUCGUGCCAGUGCCCGCACAUCGUCGGGUACGUCGUGCGCGAGCGCGACGGCGGCGGGAUCCCGGCCAUCCUGUACGGCGCGAGCGGCACGACCGAGCGCGACUACACGCGCGUGCCCAAGUGGGGCACCGAGGACGACGUCUUUGCCGGCACGGUCGAGGCGCAGGCGCUCGACGUCAUUGCCGGCGGCGGCACGUCGCUCGUCAACAUGGUCGGCGGGCGCGGCGGCGCCGAGUACCCGAGGGCGACGUCGUCGAUCCGCAGCGACACGCCCGGCCUGAGCAUGCACUACCAGCACCCGCACCCGCACCCGCACCAGCACCAGCACGUCCAGCCCAUCCCGAUGGUCGCGCCCGUCGCCGCGCCGCAUCACGCCGCCGGCGCCAGCGUCGGCCACGUGCGCCAGCCGCUCCCGCUCAAGGCGCCGUCGGCCUCGGCCUCGACGGGCAGGUCGCCGUCGAAGAAGUCGCGAGCCUCGGCUGCGGCCGCCAUGGUCGGCGGCGAGGGCGAGUCGGACGAGUCCGAGGAGGAGACGGUCACGCUCAAGAGCCGGCGCGCGAGGGCCAUCUCGACCCGCAACAAGUAG